Microthlaspi erraticum is the source of this 489-nucleotide messenger RNA. NCBI's taxonomy places the organism in Eukaryota, Viridiplantae, Streptophyta, Magnoliopsida, Brassicales, Brassicaceae. The record is from the annotation of a GenBank genome assembly.
AUGGAGAUUUCUCCUCGUUGUUUGGUUUCUCUUCUUCCAAUCCUCCUUUUGUUUGGAUUCGCCUCAUCUCUCCAUAUCUCUCUUGAUGAAUUUGAGUCACAUCCAGCCACAAGCCGAGCGCUUCUUCAGGCAAAAACAACGUGCAAAGAAGAUUUUGCGAGCAAGAACUACACAAUCAUAACGAGUAAAUGCAAAGGACCAAAUUAUCCGGCCAAGAUAUGUUGCUCGGCUUUCAAGGACUUUGCAUGCCCAUUCGCGGAAAUUCUUAACGACGAAAAGUCAGAAUGUGCCUCCACAAUGUUCAGCUACAUCAACAUCUACGGUCGUUAUCCUCCCGGAAUAUUCGCAAACAUGUGCAAAGAAGGCAAAGAGGGGCUCGACUGCACCAACGUUACCGCUGCUGCAACUUCUCAUGCGCAUGCAUCGAUCCCUCUCGUCCCCACAUACGCAUUGGUGAUAGUCACCGUUUUCUUCUUUUCCCUCUUCUAA